Messenger RNA from Rhodotorula toruloides NP11, 408 nucleotides. Its product is annotated as Flavin reductase-like, FMN-binding domain containing protein. Lineage: Eukaryota; Fungi; Basidiomycota; Microbotryomycetes; Sporidiobolales; Sporidiobolaceae. The record is from RefSeq and is a predicted model, not a curated record. The transcript is spliced from 4 exons. Bases 1 to 408 code for a protein of 135 amino acids. Gene Ontology annotation, molecular function: FMN binding.
AUGGUCUUCUACGAACCCGGCGUGACCGACCACGGCCUCCCGCACGACCCGUUCAAGGCGUGCGUCGUCCCGCGACCGAUUGGCUGGAUCUCGACGCGCAACUCGGAUGGAUCCGCCAACCUCGCGCCCUACUCGCAAUUCAACAACCUCACCUUCGACCCGCCCUACGUCAUGUUCUCGGCGAACCAGAAGCCGUCAGACUCGGGGAGGAAGGACUCGACGGUGAACGCGGAGCGAGAGGGAGAGUUCUGCUGGUCGCUGGCGACAUACGACCUUCGCGAAGCGGUGAACAGGACUGCGGAGCAGGUUCCGUACGGCGUCGACGUGUUUGAGCUGGCGGGCCUCUCGAAGGUUCAGGGCAAUCUUGUGAAGGCACCGAUGUUCAAGGAGUUGCCGGUCAAGGGUUAG